AUGUGGACUCAGUUUCAAGCGGCGUGGGAGCUGCCGUCCGCAGUCGUCCUGGGCUUCCUCAUGCUGCUCGCUGGUAUUGCCCACCUGUACAGAGCGUCCAAGAGCCCGUCAUCACCUCACAAGGACUGGGACCAAGACCGGCCGGGAAAGCCCGAUGAGACAAUCAUACAGCCUCUCAAAGACUUUGACUGGAUAGUCGAGGAACCCCAGAAAUUCCGUCCAUUCAAGCCCGUCUACCACAUCUCGAUGGGCUUGCAAUCGGACACACCGUCGGGCCUCAUCACCAUUGACAAGGAUUACCUCGAUAGAGUCAAUCUCCGGCGCGGUCUCAUCCGUCAGCAUGGCGACAAGGUUCACGGCUAUAUGCCCGCUGGCGCCGAAGGUGUGCGAGAACUGUACGCUUUCCUCAUGGGAAGCUACUUGCCGACUCGGUUCCCAACAAUAUUCCAGCUGUCUAGCGACAAGGGCCAAAUCCGCAAUGUCGCCACGGGCAGGACGCAUCCAACGGCGGCAACAGCAGACCCGGCGGCGGCCCUGCGAGCCAUCGGAGAGACUGUCGAGGAGGACAUGUUUCUGCUGCACGAUACGCCCGAGGGCCACAAGUCGGUGGCCUUUGUCUGCUGCUUCGCGGCGGGAUUCGACCCGUCCACCAAGCUGGGCAAGGGGCUCAAGCAGAUUCACGGCCCGGUGCCUUCUUUCGACAAGAUUGGACCGAGCAUGGAGCGCUUUUUCGCUAGAUUGCAGGUGGGCAAGAAUGUCAAGCGGCUGAACUGGGUGGUUCAGACUCACGGCGAGCUGCUCGUCUGCGAUUCCCACGCGACACACAAUGCUGGAAAGGGGCACGGGGAGAUAGACUUUGGCCAGACGUUUCUGAGAGUCGAGCUCCAGACCUUGAGCCGUCUGCCGCAGACGCGAGCGGUACUCUUUUCCUUCAAGACAUACAUGUACCCGAUACGGCAGAUCAAAGACGAGGGCCUGGGCUCUGACCUUGCAGCGGCCGUCGAGGGCAUGAAGGAGGGCAACGCGCCGGGCAUGUGGUUGUACAAGGGGGGUGAGCUGUGGGCGGAGACGGUGUGCGAGUAUCUGCGCGCCUGA
Messenger RNA from Hirsutella rhossiliensis, 1095 nucleotides. RefSeq names its product putative HRQ family protein 2. Lineage: Eukaryota; Fungi; Ascomycota; Sordariomycetes; Hypocreales; Ophiocordycipitaceae. The transcript is spliced from 5 exons. The record is from RefSeq and is a predicted model, not a curated record. The coding region runs from base 1 to 1095 and encodes 364 amino acids.